This is a messenger RNA of Triticum aestivum (bread wheat), 1792 nucleotides long. RefSeq lists its product as uncharacterized. The record is from RefSeq and is a predicted model, not a curated record. The transcript has a single exon. The coding region runs from base 115 to 1458 and encodes 447 amino acids. NCBI's taxonomy places the organism in Eukaryota, Viridiplantae, Streptophyta, Magnoliopsida, Poales, Poaceae. Gene Ontology annotation, molecular function: protein binding.
GCGCCAACCUUGCCGGCUUCCCUAGCUAGUAGCUAGGCAUAUAUAUACAGUUAAUCACAAGGCACUGUGUUGUGUGUUCUCAUUUCUGCCACCGACGCCUCCCGUGAUCGGCUAAUGGCUCGCUCGGUCCCUGGCCGGCUAGCUCUCUUCUGCGUCUUGGCCUCCUGCAUUGCGCUCGCGGCCGGCACCACCGUCGCCACCCGUCCGAGCCGGCGGGGCCUCGGCGUAAGCGACAGCCACGACGGAGCGGUCGCAGUCGGGGUUGGCGGUGGCGGCGGAUACGAUGACAGCUUGAUGCCCCGGCCGGCGCCGUCGUCCGAGCCGAGGGCGUGCCAGUUCGAGAACGAGCGGCUCUACAGGGCGUACCUGGUGAUCCAGAAGUUCAGGAAGACGGUGAUCUGCGACCCCAAGGGCGUCACCGCCACCUGGGCCGGCACCGACCUCUGCGGCUCCUACAAGGGCUUCUUCUGCGGGCGGCCCAUCAACGUCAGCGACCGGACCGUCGCGUCCGUCGACCUCAACGGCUUCAACCUGCGGUCCGACUCGCUGCAGGGCUUCGUGGACGGCCUGCCGGACCUGGCGCUGUUCCACGCCAACUCCAACAACUUCGGCGGCGCCGUGCCCAACCUCCGGGGGCUGCAGUACUUCUACGAGCUGGACCUGAGCAACAACAAGCUGGCGCCGGCCCCGUUCCCGACGGACGUGCUGGGGCUCACCAACUGCACCUUCAUCGACAUCCGGUUCAACAGCUUCUUCGGCGAGCUGCCGGCGGGGCUCUUCAGCUCCUUCCCGGAGGUGGAGGCCAUCUUCGUCAACAACAACCACUUCUCCGGCCAGCUCCCGGACAACCUCGGGGACUCGCCCGUCAACUAUCUCUCCCUCGCCAACAACGACUUCACGGGGCCCAUCCCCUCCUCCAUCGGCCGCGCCGCUGACACGCUCCUGGAGGUGCUCUUCCUCAACAACAGCCUCAGCGGCUGCCUCCCCUACGAGAUCGGCCUGCUCGCCAGGGCCACGGUCAUCGACGCCGGCACCAACCACCUCACCGGCACCAUCCCGCUGUCGUACGCGUGCCUGCGGAGCGUGGAGCAGCUCAACCUGGCGGACAACCUGCUGUACGGCGUGGUGCACGACUCGCUCUGCCGGCUCGCCUACGACGGCCGCCUCGCCAACCUCACGCUCUCCGGCAACUACUUCACGUGGCUGGGGCCCUGCUGCUGGGACCUGAUCAGGGAGGGGAAGCUCAACGUCGACCGCAACUGCAUCCUGUGGGCGCCCAACCAGCGGUCCUUCCAGGAGUGCGCCGAGUUCUUCCACGACAACUGGGCCAGGAUGACGUGCCCCGUCAGCAAGUACGUGCCGUGCCACCCCAAGUGGUACGGCGUGGACGCGGCCAGGGAGGAGGCCGCGGCGGCGGAGGAGUACAAGUACCGGACCUACUCGGCGUUGCACCCGUAAGGGCCAGCCCUGCCGGCGAGGGCAGCCCCACGUACGCGGCCGGUACACUUGUUAAAGAGGGCGAAAGCACUGCGCGUCUCGUGAGCUUACCCGCACGACGCAGCUACUUGGUCGUUGCGACUGCUGGUCUCUGUCCCACAUUGUUGUUGUUUGUACUUUCUAGUGUUCCCUUUCUCAUCGACUAUUACGGUCCGCUUAAUUCAGGUGCUUGCAUGCCCGGCAUGUCUGGCUAGGUACGUACGUGGUCACAAGUGACUGUUUUUUUCCUCCUCUCAACGAAUCAUAAUGAUGUAAUAAUUCAGAUCAUUUUGUAGCAAGAUAAAAGAUUUUGUCA